This is a messenger RNA of Rasamsonia emersonii CBS 393.64, 3366 nucleotides long. RefSeq lists its product as uncharacterized. Lineage: Eukaryota; Fungi; Ascomycota; Eurotiomycetes; Eurotiales; Trichocomaceae. The coding region runs from base 1 to 3366 and encodes 1121 amino acids. The record is from RefSeq and is a predicted model, not a curated record. The transcript has 4 exons.
AUGGUGGAUUUAUGCGUAAGACCAAUCUCUGUGGCCUGUAUUCAUCCAUUCACUGUUUGGUGGCAGUUGCCAGAAGUUUGUGGCUAUUUCCUUUCCAGGAAGGGCGCUCCUUCUCAACCAGAAAUCACAUGUAGUAGGCAGGCACCUUCGCUUACUCGUAUCCCCUUCUCUCUCGCCCUACCAACACUCUUGGACCUCCCAUCCAUUCCUGAAUCAAAUCCUGUGAGAACACUUGUCCUACGGGACGUGCCUACAAGAAUGCCUCUCCAAUUAGCGCCCAGAAACUUCGAAAUCUACGCAAAAUGGGAUGGAGAUGUCAAACACGCUGUCGAAAUCAGCGUGUCAGUUGAAGUCGAGAGUGAGCCUGACACACAGCUUCGCCUUCUCGAUGCCAGAGCUCCAUCCGUUUCGUUGAAGCAGUCGUUCUUGUGGCGACUGCCACAAUCCGACCAAGGACACGGUCAUCCGGAUGCGGAGGCUGUGGACGAUACUUGCUCCAGAUACUUUUCUUUUGAGGAUGGAACCAGCAUCAAGCGACAGCAGAAAGACGAUAAUGAUGUACCAAGGACGCCUUAUACGAAAGAUAUGGAGCUUCCAUCUUCCCAGCCAAGUAGGAUCUUCCCUCCAAGUCCAGCAAGUGCUGAGAAGGACGUCAAAUCUCCUCAUCGCGUGCCAUCUGAGCAGUGCCACGAGCAUACACCUGCAGCCGGAACCGUCAUAAAAAUUACUUCAUUUAAUCUCGACGAAGAGAUAGCUCAUAGCGACCGCUCUCUGAGUAAGCGUUGUGACCCAGGUGAUGAUGUUAAGUCAACAAAAUCCGAGCAGCCAAUGAACCCCGGAUCUUCUUCAACAUGUGAUCUCCUACAUUUUUCGGAUCAAGGAUCUAAUGAACAGGACACAGAGGCCCAGGGUCUUGCGGACAAAGACACAAUCAUCUCGGAUGAUGCUGCUGCUGCAUUGUCAUUUGCUGCUUCACUGCCCUCAGACGCGGACCACCUCAAUGCACCACCUUCUCGAUCGCCAAAUCCUCCAUCUUCACAGGUUUUGUCGAGGAUAUCCUUGAGGGUUGUCAAACGUGACGAAAGGACCAGCAUUCGACUCAUGCGUAAGCGCACUGCCAAAGACGCAGGCCUUAGCGACUCGGGAUCCAACUCUCCUAAUGGACAUCACAUUGACAUUGAAGGGAGCGCAACCCACAAUGAAGUCCCAUCUCAGGAUCUCGAUCCAAGUCUCCCGAAUACUCCUGAUCUGGCGCUCCAGAAAACGGGAUCAGUCAAAAGACUUCAGCCUGUCAAAAUACCUGUAGGAACCCCCAUACGCACCAAUAGACGGAGCUUGAUUCCCAGACGUGCUGCUCAAUGCGAAAAUCCUAUUUCAGAGCCUUGCAUUUCACCGACGAAGCUUUGUGAGCCUUCAGAUUUGUUGUCUCAGCAGCUAAUAAUCUCAAAGGAAGAAGAACCAUCAGAUGAAUGUGAUUUGGCAGAAAAGCCUUUUUAUUCUGGGCAGGAUGACGUCUUCAGCGAGAGGGACGUCGUCAGUCCUAAGCUUUCUCCACACAUCAUGCCUUUAGUACCUCCUGUUACACCAGUUGAGGAGACAUAUGAAGACGAAACCAUCGGUAAAGAUGUUCCGAAAGACGACGCAGACGCUACAGAGUACCAGGAAGCUAGUAUCGACGAUCUGAGCCUUCCCCCUAGUCCAAGCCCGUCUUCCCAGGAUAUUAUGCCGUGGAAGUCAACAUCAGAACUUUUGGACUGUCCAAAAUCUGAAACUGAUCACGAUCAAGAGGACAAGGCGUAUGGAUCAGAAUACUCCGAUCGGUCUGAGGAAGACCCCGAGGUUGUGCUAGAGCAUGGACAUCUGCUCUUGCGAAAUGGUAGUGCCGUUAGACGAGCCCUUUACAAAGUCACGUUCAAUGCCUCCAUCCUGCUAAAGCCGGGGAGCGAUGGGUGGCUAAGCCUGCUCAUUCCAGGGUUGCCGAAGACGUCCAACGGCGAUCAUGGAGCUCUGUCCUUCGACAUACCCCCAGAUCGAGGGAUCGAGUUCAGGACUUCAGGUCUCCAUGCGUCGAAGAUUGACCAUCAUUGCUUUCAAGCUCGAUUCCCGAUCGUAGAGCGCCUCGACUUGUCUUUUCGUCUCGUGGAUUGGAAGAGGUACACCCUUCCGUCUUUCGAGAUGGAGCAAGAAAUAAGAGCCGACAGCAUGACGGUUAAGAACAAGCUACAACCGGAUAGAUCGCAAUUGUGGGUAUCGUAUCAUGCACUAUGUUCGUUACAGGUACACGAAGUUUGUUUUUGGGCAGAAAAAUGCUCCUUUGCCGUCCACGUAGACGGCGGCCCUCAAGGACAAUUUCAAUGUGAACUCGAGCCGCGACCGGGGCUUCAGGUAAUCCGCUUGGAUGCAAAAGGCGAACGACCAAUCGGAGUAUCUCACCUUGAAGUCGUGUGCGCUCCAAGCAGUCUGGAAUCGUUUGGCAUCACUUGGUCUGUCAAACUGGAAAGCAGCAAGUCAUCCACCUGGUUACCUAGGAUUUAUCCGGCGCUCUCGACCACCUAUGCGCGGGAGGGAAACCAUCUUCGCCGAAUGUUCGAUAAUGUCGAGGCUAUAACGCUUACUGACGACGAGGAUCCACACGAAUUCGUAACGUAUAAGGAUGAGGAUGUCCAGUCCACGAGCUCUUCUGAGAUGGUGAUGUACCCUCAAGAUGAUACGUCCGCGGCGGAGAUUGUUCCCGUCGUCCGCAGGAGCCCGUUCGACAGGAUUACCGCUGCAUGGGAGGAUCUGAUUCUUAACCUCAGGCGUGAGCCACUGGUGGCCGAAAGACCUACUCCUAUACAAAAAGCCGUAGCGCUUCUGGUGUUCAUCUUCUACUUCCUUGCUGGCCUCAGCCGGAUGCAAGGAAACCUCGGCUAUUCGCCAUGGAGUCUGGAGAAUAUGACUGCUGGGGCGUUUUUCGGCGUCGACAACAGUCAGCAGACGUUUCGAGACCGAUUCAUGAACUUCAGCAUCGGCACCGAACGUCUCCGGGAAGCUGUCCUUGGGAAUAUCUGCAAAGGUGCUGGAAAUAUUCCCGAUGGCGAACAUACCCAUGUAGCCUCUGAGACAAAUGUCAAACAGGGAGAGCCGGAGAACGACGAAUCUUCGGCCAAUACUCUAUCAAGAAACCAGAUGGAAAUGGACGCUGCCAAAGAGCCGUCUUCUACGGAUGAAGUUGGCAUUAUGCCUGUCGGGGAUGCCGCAUUAACAGAAAGGGAGAGUAACGUGCUCGACACGGUCAUAGGGUCAAACGAAGCUUCGCAACCGACAUGGUCGCUCCGAGAUAAAAUGGACUACUUCCUGGGAUGGAGGGGUCCUGUGGACGCGUAA